This is a messenger RNA of Dictyostelium purpureum, 1236 nucleotides long. Its product is annotated as mitochondrial isovaleryl-CoA dehydrogenase. The coding region runs from base 1 to 1236 and encodes 411 amino acids. The transcript has 2 exons. Gene Ontology annotation, biological process: L-leucine catabolic process. The record is from RefSeq and is a predicted model, not a curated record. Lineage: Eukaryota; Evosea; Eumycetozoa; Dictyosteliales; Dictyosteliaceae. Gene Ontology annotation, molecular function: flavin adenine dinucleotide binding; 3-methylbutanoyl-CoA dehydrogenase activity.
AUGUUAAGUUUUGCAAUCAAAAAAACCAAUUUCUUUGGCUUAAUCCGUAGUAGCGGUAUUUUAAGUCGUUCAAUUUAUACAAGCAGAGAUAUCAAUGGUUUUGACGAAACCUUAUUACAAUUACAAGAAACUGUUAGGGAAUUUGCACAAAACGAAUUAGCCCCAAUGGCUGCAGAUGUCGAUAAAAAGAAUGCUUUCCCAAUGGAAAUGUGGAAGAAAAUGGGUGAUUUAGGUCUUUUAGGUAUUACUGCCCCAUCAAAAUACGGUGGUUUAGAUUUAGGUUACACUGCACAUUGCAUUGCUAUGGAAGAAUUAUCAAGAGCUUCAGCUUCAGUUGCUCUUUCAUAUGGUGCCCACAGUAAUCUUUGUAUUAAUCAAAUUACAAGAAAUGCCAACGAAGCCCAAAAAGAAAAAUAUUUACCAAAAUUAAUCACUGGUGAUUUUGUUGGUGCUUUAGCUAUGUCUGAACCAAACGCCGGUUCAGAUGUCGUUUCAAUGAAAACCAAUGCCAAGAAAACAAAUGGUGGUUGGGUUUUAAAUGGUAGCAAGAUGUGGAUUACUAAUGGCCCAGAUGCCGAUGUUUUAGUUGUUUAUGCUAAAACUGAUAUUAAUGCUGGUAGCAAAGGUAUUACUGCCUUUUUAAUUGAAAAAGGUAUGAAGGGUUUCUCAACUGGUCAAAAAUUAGAUAAAUUAGGUAUGAGAGGUUCAAAUACUUGUGAAUUAAUUUUUGAAGAUUGUUUUGUUCCAGACGAAAAUGUUAUUGGUCAAGUUGGUAGUGGUGUCAAGGUUUUAAUGAGCGGUUUAGAUUAUGAACGUUUAGUUCUUUCAGCCGGUCCAUUAGGUAUUAUGCAAGCUUGUUUAGAUAACGUUAUCCCAUACAUUCACCAACGUGAACAAUUUGGUAAACCAAUUGGUGAAUUCCAAUUAAUGCAAGGUAAAGUCGCCGAUAUGUACACUAUUUUAAAUGCUUCACGUUCAUAUGUUUACUCUGUUGCUAAAUCUGCCGAUAAUGGUUACACUUCACGUAAAGAUUGUGCCGCUGUCAUUUUAUAUACCGCUGAAAAUGCUACUCAAAUGGCUCUUCAAGCUAUCCAAACAUUAGGUGGUAAUGGUUACAUUAAUGAAUUCCCAACUGGUCGUCUUUUAAGAGAUGCUAAACUCUACGAAAUUGGUGCUGGUACAAGUGAAAUUAGAAGAAUGUUAAUUGGUAGAGAACUUUUCAUGGAAACUAAAUAA